Molecule: messenger RNA, 1449 nt
Organism: Fulmarus glacialis (Northern fulmar)
Lineage: Eukaryota; Metazoa; Chordata; Aves; Procellariiformes; Procellariidae
Product: arf-GAP with SH3 domain, ANK repeat and PH domain-containing protein 1-like
Exons: 16
Biological process (GO): positive regulation of GTPase activity
Cellular component (GO): cytoplasm
Molecular function (GO): protein binding; GTPase activator activity
Source: RefSeq, a predicted model, not a curated record
AUGACUGGCAUCAUAAGGGACCUGGGCAGGCUUCAGGGACAUCUCGGGAAGGAGCCAGCCAUCCUGGUCAAGUGGCAUAGUUUGUACCACAACAUUAACUUUUCCCUCGAGUCAUUAAUAAAGGGUGACAUGAAAGAGCUCAAAGGGGAGUUCAAGAAGUCCUUUGAGAAGGCCUGCAAAGACUAUGAGAGCAAACUCGCCAAGAUCGAGAAGGAGAAGCGCGGACUGGCAAAGCAGCAUGGCAUGGUGCGGAGUGAGGUGAGUAGGGGAAAGAUUGCCGAGGAGAUGGAGAAGGAGCGCAGGACCUUCCAGUUGAACAUGUGUGAGUAUCUAAUCAAAGUGAAUGAGAUUAAAACCAAGAAAGGGAUUGACUUACUGCAAAACCACAUCAAGCACUGCAGCUCACAGUUCAAUUUUUUCCAGGAAUGUCUAAACACAACAGCAAAACUUAAGAAGUUUACAGAGAAGGUCAUCCCGGAGCUGCAGAGUAUGAAGAUCAGGCAGGACAAGGAGAAGAAGCAGCUCUGCUCCCUUCAGGAUCAGCUGAAAACAGCAUUGCAGAAAGAGGACCCUAGGAACAAGCAGGCAGGGUACAACAUGCACCAGCUGCAAGGGAACAAACAGUAUGGCACGGAGAAGUCGGGGACCCUCUUCAAGAAAAGCAACGGACUGAAAAAAGUCUGGCAGAAGAGGAAAUGCACCAUCAGCAACAGCUACCUGACCAUCUCUCACAGCAUAUUCAACCACCCACCAGUCAAGCUGAAUUUAUUGACCUGCCAGGUGAAGCCGAACAUGGAUGACUAGAAAUGCUUCGAUCAGGUUUCCCAUGAGUACAACCGCACGUACUGCUUCCUGGCAGAGGACGAGCAGGACCAUGUCGUCUGGGUGUCCGUCCUCAGCAACAGCAAGGAGGAGGCGCUGAACAUGGCCUUCAGCAAGGCACAGGGCGGAGGGGAGAGCAGUUGGGAGGAGCUGACCUGGGCCAUCAUCAAGGAGGUCAGAGGCAUGCCCGGGAACAGUGAGUGCUGCGACUGCUCAGCCCCAGAUCCCAUUUGGCUCUCCAUUAACCUGGGCAUCCUGAUCUGCAUUGAGUGCUCUGGAAUUCAUAGAGAGAUGGGUGUGAAUCUUUCCCGCAUCCAGUCGCUGUCUCUGGACAAGCUGGCAACCUCUGAAUUGCUACUGGCAAGGAAUAUCAGCAACUCUGGUUUCAACGACAUCAUGGAAGCAAAUCUCCCCAGCCUGUCCCUGAAGCCCACAGCGCACAGUGACAUGACCUUCAGGAAAAAUUUCAUCAUUUCCAAGUAUGUCGAGAAGAAAUAUGCCAAGAGAAGCUCUGCUGCUCAGUGCUCCGGCCUCCUAGAAGCUGUCAAGGACAAGGACAUAUUUUCAUUGUUCCAAGCAUAAGCAGAGAACAUGGAUUUGAGUGAGCCUAUGCUGGCACCUCUGCAG